CAGCGGCGACUGUCGGUUCGAAUCCGGGAGGAGCGGGAAAGAAGGCCGGAGAGAGAAAGAAACUCCACUUGCGGUGACAGCUCGGGGGCUGUUGAACCGAUCGAAUUUGCCGUGGUUAGUGAGUGGAUUUGUGGUGGUCAGGGUGAUGGGGACUCAAUCUGCUGCACAGAUUCCCACCAGUUUUGGAAAGGAGCUUCGAGCAUGCCUUCGAUGCAGCCUCGUCAAGACCUACAAGCAGUUCACAGAUGUCGGAUGUGAGAAUUGUCCAUUCUUUAACAUGGAUCAAGACAAUGAUAGGGUGCUUGAUUGCACUACGCCCAACUUUGCAGGUGUCAUAGCUUCAAUGGAUCCUACUAGCAGCUGGGCGGCACGCUGGCAGAGAAUAAGCAAGUUUGUUCCUGGCUGUUACGCUCUGUCCGUCACUGGCUUGCUUCCGGAAGAAAUGGCGGCCAUCUGUGAAUACAACAAUGUUCGCUACGUUCCUCGUAGCUAAGGAUCAUGAUUUGACACCGAAAACGACUCACUUUAAUGGGUAUCAUCUCGUUCAAUUCCUUUAGCUUGAACUAAGACUGAGCACUUAUGAUCAGACUCUGUGGUUGCAGCACUGAAGUACGGCAGUUAUAGUUUAGAACACUUCCCUUUGCAUAAGGUAUAACUGGUGGGCUAAGGACUCCUAGAGAACACUGGUAUAGUCGACUCGAUUUUGUGUCUGCCGACUCACUAGUAGCCGGUUCUAUGUCUACAGUUUUUCCAUUUCAGCAAUCUUGGUUCAACUAGCUUGCUAGAGAAAAUGGUAGGUGGGGAUGGAGGCCCUCAAUGUUGAAGGCUCACCUGAAGAAUGAGUCCUUCUCAAGUCAUAGCGUAUUCUAGGCCGCUUUUUCAGCACGAGCUGCAUGGUCUGGGUCCACAGGCAUUGCCACUGUUCGUUUCAAACAGUGUCAAUGCUUGUCUGAGGAUGGAGUCACAUUUGCCACCGUUCAAGUUAUUCCUCACGAGUUGAGCACAGGAAGUCUAAGUGCCUGGACUACUGGGUAUACAAUUGUACAACCCAUUGGUUGGUCUCAUUUAUUUCUGACGCAAAUAACAUCUAGCGGUGUCGGUGGAAUGCUGGAUUCAAUAAAAAUACUUUUACUGUCUUUAAGUCCACGUUUGAUCCACAUAUGUAUGUACGAGCAGCAUGGCGAUCUAGCUUGCUCACUUUGAUGAUAGUUUUCUUCAGUUUUGUAGCAACACUCUUUACAAGGCAC
This is a messenger RNA of Marchantia polymorpha subsp. ruderalis, 1247 nucleotides long. The record is from the annotation of a GenBank genome assembly. NCBI's taxonomy places the organism in Eukaryota, Viridiplantae, Streptophyta, Marchantiopsida, Marchantiales, Marchantiaceae.